UACUCCAAGUCAAAUAGUCAAAGUUAGUUGCUGGUCGUAUCGCCAACGCACGACAGGGCAGGGCAGGGUCUCUCGUUUCAAGGAGAAUUCGACGAACCGGUUCAUAUUUCCGAUCCGAGCCCAGGGCAUAUGCUCCACCGGGUGGGAAAAUCUCGCCUAAGGAAUUCCCGCGACAAGGCGAAUUGGACCCUCGCACUCCAGAGUCCAAGGCAUGGCAGCAUAUCCCCCGCGGAGAGAGGAAGGGAGAAAGGGGGGUUAGUCAGAUACUCAUGUAGAUGGAGACGAUUGAGGCCUAUGAAGACGAUGCUGUUGCUCAUCGUUCCAGCAUCCUGCAUCGCCAUCACGAUGGUCAAUCGUCAUCAUCAUCACCCGCAGCAGCCGCAGGAUAAUCAUUCCGAUGCUCGAGACCCAUCGUCUCAACAAAAAAGAAAGCAAAAGCCCGCGGUUCCAGAUUCCGAAAACAUGCCAUCGUUAUCAGCUCUCCCCCUCGAAGCCCUCUUUUUUUCCUUGACGAGAUGAGAAUUGGUGAUAUCUAUCUGCUCCCCGUGCGUGCGUGCGUGCGCUCGUGCACCUGGAAGCAA
Aaosphaeria arxii CBS 175.79 is the source of this 581-nucleotide messenger RNA. RefSeq lists its product as uncharacterized. The coding region runs from base 130 to 519 and encodes 129 amino acids. The transcript has a single exon. The record is from RefSeq and is a predicted model, not a curated record. Lineage: Eukaryota; Fungi; Ascomycota; Dothideomycetes; Pleosporales.